CCUGCCGAUGAAAGAGGGGAGCACAGAAAGCCCUAACUUGCUUCUCAGGACACUCUGGGGUGGAAGGAGCUGGGUGUGCUGUGCCCAUGCAAACAGAAUUGCAGAAGUUCUUCUCAGGCUUAUCACUUCCCUGAGAAGAAAAGCACAUUUCCAGUUUCCUGUGCCUAAGUGCUCAGUGCCCUCCAUGCUGCUGAAGCCCAGCCUGACCUGUGCCUAAGGGACGCAGGUGAAGGAUCAGGAUGGGGCCUGUGGAAGAGCUGAGUCUCUACUGCCUGAACUAGAGGAAUCUCAGAACAGAACCUGCAAGCUAAAAGCACUGCCCAGACUCAGAGCAGAAGACUAGGACCUGCCAUGGCUUUUUAGAUGAGGGGUCUCCUCACUAUGAUCCCCUGUCCUGCACAGAGAGGCAUAGACUUCUACAGGGGAAAUUGAUGCCUUGUGUCUUGACGGCCUUACAGCAAUUUCAAGGCUAGAACUGGCAUCUGUCUCACGUGUCAAAAAGCUAGCCCAUGCUCCAAGUGAAAGACCCCCGCAGCAGGAGGCGGAUGGAGAGUUGGAUGUGACAAGACCACCCCAAAGGUCAAGCUUUUCUCUACCACCAGGUGUCCACUCCCCACAGGAGGCUCCAUCUUGGGACCAGAACAUCUAGACUGCCCCAGGAUGAACGAGGACCUUAGCGUAGAAGAGAAUGGUGCUGGCCACUUGUAUUCUGAGAGCUUGCCGCAGCUCAGGGAGCAUCUCACACAGCCAUCCGCUGACCACACCUCGUCCUCAGAGAGCACCGUGACGUCAAGCGAAUCUGGAUCGGACAUUUUGCACAUGACUUCUGGUGAACCUGACUGCAGAUCCCUCUGUGAGGAGGAGGAGGAAGCAAGAUCGGCCUCUGCCAUGCCAGGCACCAGCCCAGCUCCCGAGAAUGCUGCAUGCCGAGACUCCAUGAGUUCGGACAAGGCUGCAUCACACCUGGAAGCAGGAGAGGGACUCAGAACAGUAGAAGAUGGAGGGAAGGACUCUACCGCAGGAGAAACUGAGGUUUCCGCCCCUCCCAAAGCACCUGUGAAGUUAGUUAACUUUCCACAGAGUGAGAACACUUCAGCUAGUGAGAAGGAGGUGGAGGCAGAGUUUCUCAGGUUAUCCUUGGGACUUAAGUGUGACUGGUUUACACUGGAGAAGAGAGUCAAGCUUGAAGAGAGGUCCCGGGACCUGGCAGAGGAAAACUUGAAAAAAGAAAUCACAAACUGUUUAAAGCUUUUAGAGUCAUUAGCACCUCUGUGUGAAGACGACAACCAGGCUCAGGAGAUCAUUAAGAAACUGGAGAAGAGUAUAACAUUUCUCAGCCAGUGCACGACACGUGUGGCCAGCAGGGCAGAGAUGCUGGGGGCCAUCAACCAGGAAAGCCGGGUGAGCAAAGCAGUAGAAGUGAUGAUUCAGCAUGUCGAGAACUUGAAGAGGAUGUAUGCCAAAGAGCAUGCCGAGCUGGAGGAGUUGAAGCAGGCUCUGCUGCAGAACGAGAGGUCCUUUAACCCUCUGGAAGAUGAAGAUGACUGCCAGAUUAAAAAACGUUCGUCUUCUUUAAAUUCCAAGCCAUCAUCUCUUCGAAGAGUGACAAUUGCCUCUUUACCCAGAAAUCUUGGAAAUGUGGGGAUGGCAUCUGGGAUGGAAAAUAACGACAGAUUCAGCCGGCGGUCAAGCAGCUGGAGAAUUUUGGGAACAAAGCAGAGUGAGCACCGCCCCUCACUACACCGAUUUAUUAGCACCUAUUCCUGGGCAGACGCUGAAGAUGAGAAAUGUGACCUGAAAACUAGAGAUGCCUCUGAACCGCCGGGAGAAGAGGCAGUGGAGAGGACCAGGAAGGCCAGCCUUUCUGAGAAGAGAAGCAGCCCGUCCACCUGGGACAGCGCUGCAGUCUGUGGCUCGGUGGCUUCGUGGGUCACUCACCUGCAGGCGUCCUUCCGAAGGGCCAACAGAGUCCUCUGGCUCUCAGUGGUCUUCAUCGUGCUGUUCGCAGCCUUGAUGAGCUUCCUCGCAGGCCAGUUCUUCCAGACAGCUGUGGAGGCCGCACCCGCACAGGAAGGGAACUCCUGGAUGUCUCUAGAACACAUCUUAUGGCCGUUUACCAGACUCAGGCACAAUGGGCCUCCGCCAGUGUGACUGCAGCAUGGCCGAAUGUCCCGUUCUGAUUUUAACAUUUUCCUCUGAGAUUCAUAAAUUAGUAACUUUCUAAUAAUUAUAAUGCAAAACCAGGGUUCUCAGAGCAGCUGAGAUAUUUUAAUUCCUCAACUACAUAGCAUAGGGAGGGGACCCCACCUAGGGUGUUUUAAUGAGCUUUCUGAGAGAGAGAGACAGACAGACAGAUAGAGUACUUUAUUGAAAUUUAUUGAAAUAAAGAACUAUUCAAAUCUUUA
Peromyscus californicus insignis is the source of this 2405-nucleotide messenger RNA. It is a transcript of the gene Irag2, whose product is annotated as inositol 1,4,5-triphosphate receptor associated 2. NCBI's taxonomy places the organism in Eukaryota, Metazoa, Chordata, Mammalia, Rodentia, Cricetidae. Bases 661 to 2151 code for a protein of 496 amino acids. Gene Ontology annotation, cellular component: endoplasmic reticulum membrane. The transcript is spliced from 20 exons. The record is from RefSeq and is a predicted model, not a curated record.